GCGGCCCGGCGAGCUCCCCAAUUUGUUGGCGCUGCCCCCUCCCCUCCGCGGCGCGCGGGCGGCGUCUCAAAGGGGAGGACCCUGCGGCGCGGGUAAGAGGCGGCGGGAGCGCGCGGCCCGGGGACUGUGGCCGCCGCGCGCCGGGACGCCAGGGCUCCGCGCUCCGCACCCCGGCGGCCGCCGCGCGACCCCGCGCCCCUGCGCCCCCGCGCCCCGCGCCCCGCGCCCCGCGCCCCGACCAGGUGCCCCGAGGGCCGAGGCUUCGCCGCCGCGCAGCGGGCCGGCUCCCGGAGCGCCGGAUGCGAGCCGACGGCCCCUGACGCCGGGCCGAGGCGAGGAGGGACCGCGCGGAGCCCGGAGCGGCCGGGCCAGGAGCAUGGACCGACACCGGUGCUCGGCGUCCAGCCCUGCCCUGCGACGGUGGCUGCUGCUGGGGGCUGUGACAGUGGGGCUCCUGGCCCAGAGCGUCCUGGCGGGCGUGAAGAAGUUUGACGUGCCCUGCGGAGGCAGAGACUGCAGCGGAGGCUGCCAGUGCUACCCCGAGAAGGGAGGAAGGGGCCAACCAGGGCCAGUGGGCCCCCAGGGAUACACUGGGCCUCCGGGCCUGCAGGGAUUCCCAGGACUGCAGGGCCGCAAAGGUGACAAGGGUGAAAGAGGGUCACCCGGGAUCACAGGACCGAAAGGAGACGUGGGAGCGAGAGGUGUUUCUGGAUUCCCAGGUGCCGACGGCAUUCCCGGACACCCUGGGCAAGGUGGGCCCAGAGGGCCACCUGGCUACGACGGCUGCAACGGGACCAGAGGAGACGUGGGCCGGCAGGGACCCGAGGGUCCUGCGGGCUUCCUCGGCCCUCCUGGGCCCCAAGGACCCAAAGGACAGAAAGGCGAGCCAUAUGCGCUAUCCAGUGUGGACCGCGACAAAUACAGGGGUGAACCUGGAGAGCCUGGAUUGGUUGGUUUCCAGGGUCCUCCUGGCCGCCCUGGGCCUAUAGGACAGAUGGGUCCAGUUGGAGCUCCAGGAAGACCAGGCCCGCCUGGACCCCCCGGACCAAAAGGACAGCCAGGCAACAGAGGACUUGGCUUUUAUGGAGAGAAAGGAGAAAAAGGCGACAUGGGGCUGCCAGGACCCAAUGGGAUUCCAUCAGACACCCACCAUGCCAUCAUAGGACCCAUGAAGGAAAUGUUCCACCCAGAUCAAUAUAAGGGCGAAAAGGGAAGUGAGGGGGAGCCAGGAAGAAAAGGCAUCUCCUUGAAGGGAGAAGAAGGAAUCAUGGGCUUUUCUGGCACACGGGGUGCUUCUGGCUACGAUGGUGAAAAAGGGUCACCGGGACAAAAAGGGAGCAAAGGACUGGAUGGCUAUCAAGGCCCUGACGGACCCCCAGGACCCAAGGGAGAAGCAGGUGACCGUGGGCCUCCAGGUGCCCCUGCAUACUUCCCUCAUCCCUCCCAAGUUAAAGGUGCCAGAGGUGACCCAGGAUUCCCAGGGACCCACGGGGAUCCAGGAAGCCGAGGUGAACCAGGAGACCCGGGCCCACCAGGUCUCCCCGGCCCAUCCAUCAGAGAUGAAGAUGGAAAGAGAGGCUUACCGGGUGAAAUGGGCCCCAAAGGGUUCAUAGGAGACCCAGGCAUCCCUGCACUGUACCCCGGCCCACCAGGCACUGAUGGAAAGCCAGGACUCCGAGGACCCCCAGGGGCUGCUGGACCACCUGGACCAGAUGGUUUCCUUUUCGGCUUGAAGGGAACAGAAGGGAGUGCAGGGUUCCCUGGACCUUCUGGCUUCCCUGGAGCUCGCGGACAGAAAGGAUGGAAAGGUGACGCUGGGGACUGUAAAUGUGCGGAAGGCGAUCAGUUCGUCGGGGGUCUCCCGGGGCUGCCAGGACCCAAGGGCUUCCCGGGCAUCAAUGGGGAGCCAGGGAGGAAAGGGAGCCAGGGCGACCCUGGCCAGCAUGGCAUCCCUGGGUUCCCAGGGUUCAAGGGCGCCCCUGGCACCGUUGGACCUCCCGGGCCGAAAGGGCUGAAGGGGGAUUCUAGAGCAAUCACCACCAAAGGUGAGAGAGGACAGCCAGGUGUCCCAGGUGUGCCUGGGCUGAAAGGUGAUGAUGGUGUCCCCGGGCGUGAUGGGCUGGAUGGAUUCCCAGGCCUCCCAGGCCCUCCUGGUGAUGGUAUCAAAGGCCCCCCUGGGGACUCGGGUUACCCAGGAGCACCCGGUACUAAGGGCGCUCCAGGAGAAAGGGGCCCCCCCGGACUGGGCCUGCCUGGCCCCAAAGGCGAGCGUGGUUUCCCCGGAGAUGCCGGAUUACCUGGACCCCAAGGCUUUCCAGGCCCCCCCGGACCCCCAGGCACUCCAGGACAAAUAGACUGUGACACAGGCGUGAAAAGGCCCAUCGGAGGUGACGGACAGGAGGCUGUGCAGCCAGAUUGUGUCAGAGGGCCCAUGGGAUCGCCAGGCCUGCCAGGACCCCCAGGACCCACAGGUGCCAAGGGCCUCCAAGGAAUACCAGGACUGUCAGGAGCUGACGGAACACCGGGGCUCAGGGGUCUCCCAGGAGACCCAGGUCGCGAAGGAUUCCCAGGACCCCCAGGGUUCGUGGGGCCCCGAGGAUCCAAAGGCUCAGUGGGCCUUCCUGGCCCAGAUGGACACCCAGGUCCCACUGGUCUGCCAGGCCCUGUCGGGCCCCCAGGGGACAGGGGCCUUCCUGGAGAAGUUCUGGGAGCCCAGCCCGGGCCCCGAGGAGAUGCUGGACUGCCUGGACACCCCGGGCUGAAGGGCCCUCCUGGAGAGAGAGGUCCACCUGGAUUCAGGGGAAGCCAGGGCAUGCCAGGAAUGCCAGGUCUGAAGGGCCAGCCAGGCUUCCCAGGACCCUCGGGCCAGCCGGGCCUGCCCGGGCCACCAGGACAGCAUGGCUUCCCAGGAGCUCCCGGCCGGGAGGGGCCCUUGGGGCUGCCAGGAGCCUCAGGUCACGGAGGUCUGCCUGGAGACAGAGGGGACCCAGGGGACACAGGUGUCCCCGGCCCUGUGGGCAUGAAGGGUCUGUCUGGCGACAGAGGUGACCCCGGUUUGCUGGGUGAACGAGGCCCCCUAGGAAGUCCUGGAUUUAAAGGAAUGAGUGGAAUGCCUGGUAUCCCUGGGCAGAAAGGUGGGAGAGGCUCGCCCGGGAUGGAUGGCUUCCAAGGCAUGGUGGGGCUCAAAGGAAGACCCGGGCUUCCAGGAAAUAAAGGAGAGGCCGGAUUUUUUGGAAUUCCAGGACUGAAGGGUCUGGCUGGUGAGCCGGGUGUGAAAGGCAGCCGCGGGGACCCUGGGCCCCCAGGACCUCCUCCCAUCAUCCAGCCAGGAAUGAAAGACAUCAAAGGAGAGAAAGGAGACGAAGGGCCCAUGGGGCUGAAAGGGUACCUGGGCCUGAAAGGUCUUCCCGGGAUGCCGGGGAUCCCUGGGCUGUCCGGAGUGCCUGGGCUGCCGGGGAAGCCGGGCCACAUCAAAGGCAUCAAAGGAGACAUCGGCAUUCCCGGCAUGCCCGGUUUACCAGGAUUUCCUGGUGUGCCCGGCCCCCCCGGAAUCAUCGGGUUUCCGGGGUUCACAGGAAGUAGGGGUGACAAGGGAGCUCCAGGGAGAGCAGGCUUUUACGGCGAGGUGGGCCCCACAGGGGACUUUGGUGACAGUGGAGACAUCAUAAACCUGCCAGGAAGCCCAGGCCUGAAGGGUGAGCAGGGCAUCGCUGGAGCACCAGGUCUAAAGGGAUUCUUCGGGGAAAAGGGAACAGAGGGUGAAGUUGGCUUCCCUGGGAUAACAGGCGUGCCAGGCAUCCAAGGCCCUCCUGGACCUAAAGGGCAAACAGGCUUCCCAGGACUGACAGGGCUGCAGGGGCCACAGGGAGAUCCGGGCCGGGCAGGUGUGCCUGGUGACAAAGGAGACUACGGCUGGCCAGGGAUUCCAGGCUCCCCAGGCUUUCCCGGCAUCCGAGGCAUCAGCGGAUUACACGGUUUGCCAGGCACCAAAGGCCUUCCUGGAUCCCCAGGUGCGGACAUCCACGGAAACCCUGGCUUCCCUGGUCCUGCUGGGGACAGGGGCGACCCCGGAGAGGCCAACAUCCACCCAGGACCCAUCGGGGCCCCAGGACAGAAAGGGGAGCGAGGCGAUCCAGGGGGACGAGGCCCAAUUGGGAGUCCAGGACUUCAAGGCUUCCCAGGCAUCACUCCCCCUUCCAACGCGUCUGGGUUACCUGGUGACAAAGGGGCACCAGGGAUAUUUGGCCUGGAAGGUUAUCGUGGGCCCCCGGGACCACCUGGGCCUGCUGCUCUUCCUGGAAGCAAAGGAGAUGAGGGGAACCCAGGAGCUCCAGGAACCCCCGGGACUAAAGGAUGGGGCGGGGACCCUGGGCCCCAGGGCCGGCCUGGUGUGUUCGGUCUCCCCGGAGAAAAAGGGCCCAGAGGUGAGCCCGGAUUCAUGGGCAACACAGGAGCCACCGGGAGUGUGGGCGACCGAGGCCCCAAGGGACCCAAGGGAGACCGAGGACUCCCAGGUGCCCCUGGCUCUGUGGGAUCCCCCGGGAUCGCAGGAAUCCCCCAGAAGAUUACCAUCCAGCCAGGGCCAGUGGGUCCACAGGGAAGGAGAGGCCCUCCGGGAAUGCAGGGAGAGAUGGGACCACAGGGACCGCCGGGGGAUCCAGGUUUCCGUGGGGCUCCAGGAAAGGCAGGGCCCCAGGGCAGAGGUGGUGUGUCUGCUGUUCCCGGAUUCCGAGGAGACCAGGGGCCUAUGGGACACCAGGGGCCAGUGGGCCAGGAAGGGGAGCCGGGCCGCCCAGGGACCCCCGGGCUGCCGGGCAUGCCCGGCCGCAGUGUCAGCAUCGGCUACCUCCUGGUGAAGCACAGUCAGACGGAUCAGGAACCCAUGUGCCCCGUGGGCAUGAACAAGCUCUGGAGUGGAUACAGCCUGCUGUACUUCGAAGGCCAGGAGAAAGCCCACAACCAGGACCUGGGGCUGGCGGGCUCCUGCCUGGCUCGGUUCAGCACCAUGCCCUUCUUGUACUGCAACCCUGGUGAUGUGUGCUACUAUGCCAGCCGGAACGACAAGUCCUACUGGCUGUCCACCACUGCCCCGCUGCCCAUGAUGCCGGUGGCCGAGGAUGACAUCAAGCCCUACAUUAGCCGCUGUUCCGUGUGCGAGGCCCCAGCCGUCGCCAUUGCAGUCCACAGUCAAGAUGUCUCCAUCCCCCACUGCCCAGCUGGAUGGCGGAGUCUCUGGAUUGGAUAUUCCUUCCUCAUGCACACAGCAGCCGGCGAUGAAGGUGGUGGCCAGUCGCUGGUGUCGCCGGGCAGCUGUCUGGAGGACUUCCGUGCCACACCCUUCAUCGAGUGCAAUGGAGGCCGUGGCACUUGCCACUACUACGCCAACAAGUACAGCUUUUGGCUCACCACCAUCCCCGAGCAGAGCUUCCAGGGCUCGCCCUCCGCCGACACCCUCAAGGCGGGGCUCAUCCGGACGCACAUCAGCCGCUGCCAGGUGUGCAUGAAGAACCUGUGAGGGGAUGCGCUUCCCUCUAGGUCCACACUCAGCCGGGGGGGGGCCACUUUGGUGCUUACUCUUAACUUAUUACCUCAGAGGACGCCCCCAAGACGGAUCUCACUUCUCUCUUUCAACACCAAAUGGAAAGGCUACCAAAGGAACUCCGCGCCAGCACUUACACCAAAUAGCCCCUGGUCCUCCACAGGCGCUGGCCCUGUCCGUCUGCAGGGAACUGCGACGCCCCAGCACCCUACAGCCAUACUAGACUAUCGUGCACUAGACGUAGCUAACCUCCUAAUCUGUACCCGAACAGUCACUGUGCUUCGAGCGCCGCAGACCCUGCACAGUGAGCUUAAUGGGGCGGUGUGGAUAACAGAAGCCACGCAGCCCAGGGUGCUGGACUCACGUGGCAGUCCCCAUGGGCGGGUCUCCCGGCUUCUGUGCUGGCAGCUCUGUUCUCUCCCUGAGACCACUGAUCAAGAAUUUUCAUCCCCUCAGGAAAGCCAGGCGUGCCUGCCUUUUAUUUUAAAAGCUUUUGAUCAUCCCACACGAGCUCUCUUUCCCCCGUGUCCUUGCAGACCAUCGGGUUUGGCCAAAAGUGUAGAAGCAGAGACCUUUUCAGCUUCUGUUGUCAGCCACGCCUUUGGCGGCCACCUUGUAGGGUCCCCGGCCCCAGGUGGCCCGGGGAUCCGCCCUCCGUUCUCGGUGACUCAUACGCCUAUGCCUUAUCUAACCUCUGUAAUGACCACAGAAUAAAAGUUGGUUUUGAGCUUUUUA
Messenger RNA from Nyctereutes procyonoides (raccoon dog), 6274 nucleotides. RefSeq names its product collagen type IV alpha 2 chain (gene COL4A2). The transcript has 48 exons. Gene Ontology annotation, molecular function: extracellular matrix structural constituent. The record is from RefSeq and is a predicted model, not a curated record. The coding region runs from base 377 to 5515 and encodes 1712 amino acids. Gene Ontology annotation, cellular component: basement membrane; collagen trimer. NCBI's taxonomy places the organism in Eukaryota, Metazoa, Chordata, Mammalia, Carnivora, Canidae.